CGUUGUGACUGACUGACUGACUGAGUGUCAUUUGAAAAUAGCUACAAAAGAAAGAACAGGUAAUGUUUUAUUAAUAAGGUACAUGUGCUUAAUUGCAAAUGCAUUUAAAAUCAAACAAGCUUUCUCAAAUAAAAAAGUAAGCACAUGUUUAAAAAACUAUUGAAAACGGAGUUGAACAUGAAAAAACAUUCCACGGGUUAUUUCUUCUCCGGGCAAUUUCAGAAUCAUCCAUUAAACGCGUCAACAUGGCCAUCUGUAAUACGAACAACUGAUCAAAUUAAUGUUGUUUGCUUACAAAUCUAUCCCUUAUAUGUUUCUGCUCCAGACAAACGUCCAACAUUUCCUCUUCAGAUGACAUAAAAAACACGAUCGUGUGCUUUAUGUCUGUUCUUGCGAAGAAAAUGGAUUUAUACUAGUCUACGUUAACAACCUGCCCUACAUUAUCGUCAUUUCGGAGCUCCAUGAUAAUUCUUUGCAAAUUUAGUCAACUAACUGGGAUGCAGGUUCCUUUAUUUGUAGUGAUGCCAAUCUUUUCCAACUGCUUUUGGUUUGAACCGUAUUCACUCAUCUUGGGAUGAUUGCAAAGUACUACGAUCUUACUAACCUUAAGUCAUACUUCCUCUUACUGAUCAUUCAAAGCUGACUAAUCUAUUAACUGAAAAUCAGUUUAUAUUGUAUACUCUUGUCCUGAAGUACUCAUGAAACCUGUUUUCACACAGCUCUCAUACUUAAUCUAUUUACAUUUAAUGUCUUAUGUAGGAUUGAAAUUAAGCAAAUGAUUGAUGCAAUCAGAAUCCUGAAGUCAGGUGACAAUGAUGACCUCCAAAACCUUUUGCAAACAUUCAAUAUACAUUCUCGUGAUGCAGACAACAAUACGUUGCUUCAUCAUGCCUGUUUAUUAGGAAAUGUUAAAGCUGUGCGUCUUUUAUUAGAUAGCGGUGUUCAUGCGAAUGCCUCAAAUAUUGAUGGACAGACUCCAAUUUGCGAUGCAGCACUAAGCGGAUCAGCUGAGAUAAUUUCCCUUUUAUUAAGAAGUAAGGUUGAUGUUAAUCCACCAUCAUAUUGGGGUUCUCCGUUAAUCUAUGCUACACAGAAUGAAUCUAUAAAUGCAAUGAAGGUUUUGAUAGACGCUGGUGCAAGCUUAAAUUCUCCUGAACGCAAUGGUCUUUGUCCGCUACAUAUAGCUAUCCAAAGGAGAUUUUAUGCUGGUGUUUACCUUCUGCUUUCUAAAGGUGCAGACCCGAAUUGUGGAGUACGAUUGACAACUCCUUUACACAUGGCAGCGAAAUUAAAUGAUGUUGACAUAACAUAUUUACUGCUAGAAUUCGGUGCAUCUCCGAUUUCUGUAGAUAAAGAGAACCGUAUUCCAAUUGAUUAUGUGCCAAAUACGAGUCCAGUUUACCAGUUAUUAAAAUCUGUACAAAAUCAAGUUCCAUCGUUACAAUCCCUUUCAAGAUUGGCUAUUUUUUCUUUAUUACGCUCUGCUAAAUUAUCACCAGUUAAAGAACUUUACUUACCAAAUAUUUUAAAGGAUUAUCUUUCAUUUCGUCAAUUUCAUUUUGUCACUGAGUAAAUAAUACUAAACUAAUCUACUCCACCUACCCACCUACCUACCUACUGAUCUAUCUAUCCAUCUAUCCCUGUGACAAUGACAAUCAUAAUAUCAUGCUGUUUACAUUGUUUGUGGAUAUUGUUUUCUUUUUUUUGUUGCCUAAUUUUAUAACUUGUUCAUUUGUUGUAUUUUGGUUGGAUUUAAGCUGUGGCAAAAUUAGUCUUUCAUGUUAUUAUAUCUUCCCAAGCAAUAAUAAUUUCAGUAGUAGUUUCAGUUAUUAUUAUCUUCGUUUCAUAUGUGAUUCAUUUGGAUGAUUUUGCUUUAUUCUUACAUUGUAUUCGGCUAUGAGACAAAAAGUGAUCUGCACAAUGUCAGUCAGCUACAACGUAGAACCAGGCACAUUUAUGCAUCGGUCCAAGUUGCCAUACCUCGUUAGCACAACAGGAUGAACAUUGGUCUGCACAGUGUAUAUGAUACUUGCGGUUCUAGUUGUACGUAUGUAUGUGUGUGUGUGUAUGUGAUAGUAGUUAGGUACUUAUGUUGCUCAUUUCUGUUUUCAUCACCCAUGACAAUUUUUCUUUCUCUUAGUAACUAUUUUCAUUUACUUGAAGUGAUUUUUGUUUCUGUUUUGUUUUGUUGUGUUUUCUUUUACUGUGUGUGUGUGUAUGUGUUCGGCUCAAAGAAGAGUUGAUUAUUUUCAUACUUCAUUAUAUUUGAUUUGAUUUAAUUUAUUGGUUUGUGCUUAUAUGUAUGAAUUAAUCCUACUUUUGAUAUCAUAAUAAAGUUGUUGACAUUCACUUUUGAAGCAAUAAAAAAGUUGGGGGUAAGAUUCACUUG
Molecule: messenger RNA, 2389 nt
Organism: Schistosoma rodhaini
Lineage: Eukaryota; Metazoa; Platyhelminthes; Trematoda; Strigeidida; Schistosomatidae
Source: the annotation of a GenBank genome assembly